GCAAAAACCCAAAAUUAUGAUGGAACAACCUUAUGAUAAAGCUCAGGUUCGUAUCUGGGGCGAUUAUGCUGAGAGUAAAAUAAUUCCAUUAUUUUAUUCUGUUUUGAAAUCAGAUCCUGAAAAUCUUGAUGGAAUACAAAAAUCUUUAAUUGAAAAUAUUGGAAGUUUUGUGAAAGCCAUGUCUCCAACUGGAAAUUUUUUCAUGGGAGACUCAUUUUCAUUUGUUGAUAUAAUGGCAUUUCCAUGGUUGCAAAGGUUGGAAGUUUUGAAACAUUAUAAAAGUUUUGAAAUACCAUCUGAUAUUGAUUGGUAUCCUCGGUUCCAGAAAUGGCUGACU
Molecule: messenger RNA, 337 nt
Organism: Octopus bimaculoides (California two-spot octopus)
Lineage: Eukaryota; Metazoa; Mollusca; Cephalopoda; Octopoda; Octopodidae
Source: RefSeq, a predicted model, not a curated record